Rhododendron vialii is the source of this 1897-nucleotide messenger RNA. RefSeq names its product serine carboxypeptidase-like. The transcript is spliced from 10 exons. Gene Ontology annotation, cellular component: vacuole. NCBI's taxonomy places the organism in Eukaryota, Viridiplantae, Streptophyta, Magnoliopsida, Ericales, Ericaceae. Bases 199 to 1725 code for a protein of 508 amino acids. Gene Ontology annotation, molecular function: serine-type carboxypeptidase activity. Gene Ontology annotation, biological process: proteolysis. The record is from RefSeq and is a predicted model, not a curated record.
CAAUGAAUGUUUUGAUUUUUGAACAGCUCCAUUGAAUCUCUUUGUUAAAUGUUCUUCGUCGAUAUUUUCAAAUUUGGUGCCCCCCAUGAAAUUGAUUAAAAACCGAAUCCCACGUACCCUUUAUAAAUUCAUUUCACCAAACCACAAAAUCUUCAUCCCAGCUAAUCCCGACAAUAUUACUAAACUCGGCCAGCAGCAAUGGCAAAAACUCUCUCUCACGUCUUUCUCUCCUGUCUCCUCCUCCGUCUCCUCCUCCUCUCUCCACUUUCCUCGGCAAUCAGGAAUCAGGUCAUGCCCAAACCAGCUUCCAAAUCUUCACCUCAACGGAGCUUCCCAAAAACACAAGCCCAAAAGCUUAUCAAAAGUUUCAACUUGUCCCCCAAACAUGACAUCAACAACGGGGGUGUCGGCCACGUGAUGGACGAGUCUUCGGCAGGCGGUCUGAUGAUGGUGGAGAAGCCUUUGAGAUUGCCUGUGCUUGGGGAACCUGCAGGGAAUAAUAGUAUUCAAGACUUGGGUCACCAUGCCGGUUAUUAUCGGCUCCCAAAUACAGUAGAUGCAAGGAUGUUCUACUUUUUCUUUGAAUCCCGGCAGAACAAUAACACUGACGACCCUGUUGUUAUAUGGCUCACUGGAGGCCCUGGCUGUGGCAGCGAACUCGCUUUGUUUUACGAAAAUGGCCCUUUCCAUAUCGCCAACAACUUGUCUCUUCUAUGGAAUGAGUUUGGUUGGGAUCAGGCGUCGAACCUUAUUUACGUUGAUCAACCAACUGGAACUGGCUUUAGUUACAGCUCCAGUGCAAAGGAUACUCGACAUGAUGAGAAUGGUAUUAGCAAUGACCUGUAUAACUUCUUGCAGGGGUUCUUCAAGCUACAUCCCCAAUACGUAAGCAACGAUUUUUUCAUAACCGGAGAAUCAUACGCCGGGCACUACAUCCCUGCUUUCGCUUCUAGGGUUCACCAGGGAAACAAAGCCAAGGAAGAGAUUUUUAUAAAUCUCAAAGGAUUUGCUAUUGGUAAUGGGCUCACUGAUCCUAUAAUCCAGUACCCAGCAUAUCCUGACUUUGCUUUGGACAUGAACUUGAUUCAACAAUCUGAUUACGACAAUAUCGAGAGCGAGUUGGUUCCCCCUUGCACACAGGCCGCAUCACUUUGUGGUGCUGACGGAGGAGAUUCUUGCACACAUGCAUACGAAGUUUGCAAUUCCAUAUUCAAUCGAAUAUUGUCCAUCACGGGUCAUAUUAACUACUAUGAUAUCAGAAAGCAAUGCGUGGGGCAGCUGUGCUACGACUUCUCCAACGUGGAGAAUUUACUUAACGAGCAAUCGGUUAGGGAUGCUUUAGGAGUUGGAGACAUUGAGUUUGUUUCGUGUAGCUCAACCGUGUCCGAGGCCAUGGUGACAGACAGGAUGAGGAAUCUUGAAGUCGGAAUUCCUGCACUUCUUGAAGAUGGAAUCAAGAUGCUGGCUUAUGCUGGGGAGUAUGAUCUCAUUUGCAACUGGCUUGGGAAUUCAAACUGGGUUCAUGCUAUGGCAUGGUCUGGGCAGAAAGACUUCACAGCUGCUUCCAAUGUUUCCUUUGUAGUUGAUGGUGCAGAAAAAGGUGUAAUGAAAAGCUACGGGCCUCUAACCUUCCUCAAGGUACAUGAUGCUGGUCACCUUGUUCCAAUGGAUCAACCCAAAGCUGCGCUGGAAAUGCUGAGGAGGUGGACACAAGGCUCUCUGUGAUCAAGGCUGCGCUGGAAAUGCUGAGGAGGUGGACACAAGGCUCUCUGUGAUCAAGUCUACGGGACAGCUUGGCCUCAUGUAACAAGCCAUUCCUAAUAGACUGUUCAAAUGUAUGAUAAAUGAAAGCAAAAAUUAAUAGGGACAUUCAAAUUAUCUUGUUCCUUUUUGGCAA